Rhinocladiella mackenziei CBS 650.93 is the source of this 4338-nucleotide messenger RNA. RefSeq lists its product as uncharacterized. The transcript is spliced from 2 exons. Gene Ontology annotation, molecular function: guanyl-nucleotide exchange factor activity. The record is from RefSeq and is a predicted model, not a curated record. Lineage: Eukaryota; Fungi; Ascomycota; Eurotiomycetes; Chaetothyriales; Herpotrichiellaceae. Gene Ontology annotation, biological process: regulation of ARF protein signal transduction. The coding region runs from base 1 to 4338 and encodes 1445 amino acids.
AUGACCGCAGCGCCGCCUCUGUCUUCUCCGGCGAAGCCAAUGAAUUCACGCAGCCACUCAUCCAAGCCAUUGACGGAGUUGGAGUCUCACAGACAAUCCACCUCCAUACCAUCCUCUCCCACACUGCAAUCACAACGUUUUCGCCAGAUGAAUGGGGGAACAACAAGUAAACAGAUGGCAGGAUCGAGCACAUUUUUGGCGGAGUCUCCUCCGAUCGAUGAGAUCAAUGACAAUGACGAUAUCGAAGACCCCCACGACUUGUCCUUUUCCUCCAACCAUAUUCUCCGUGCAUCGAUGGUGGACAACUUGGUCAUGUCGUUGGAUCAAUUUUCGAGCGGGGGCUUCGACGAUGGGCACUAUACACCACGCGACAACGGCUAUGAUACAGGCACCAGAAUACGGAGAAGAGGACAUACCUUUUCUUCUUCGGUGUCUUCAGAGGGUGAUAUGCACGACAUGAGGCCUAUACCAUCACUUCCAGAGACCUUCUCCCGAGUGCCUAUGCGAAAUAGCGUGAGACAUCAGAAGAAUUUGCAGAGACUACCCAGCAUAUUUGGAGAGGAUGAAGAUUCCGUGCGUUCAAAAAUCUAUGACGCCCAACGCGCAGUUCAAUCAGGGCAGGCCAGAAGGAAGAAAAAUGCUUCUGGUGGCGGCAAAAGCACCAACAGCAGUGCAUCGUCGAGCAUUGACCUGGGUCAUCUUGCCAGUCUUUCGGGCCGGCUGGGAGGAGCAGGAAACAGACGAUCACGCAGUUUUGAUUUCGGCUCAAGACAACGAAGUGUACGCACCGCAAAACCGUCAACGGCCGCCGAUGGUGGCCCUACUCCGGUGAACUUUGCGGGAUCCGACGCUCAGAAUGGUACACCAGCCAGUUCAUCGGCUUCUCCGCCCGUUCGAAAAAAUAGCACUAAAUCCUCCAAGAGUGCAUAUGCCAAAAAAGGUCGCAUGACAGCAUUGGGAACCAACACGAUGAGAGCAAACAGCGAAUCUGUUCCGCAAUUACCUUCUAUGAAAAGUGUGCCCAGUCUCAAUAACACCGUGCACGAACCAAAGCCGGCUACGGGAUCGCCGCAUGAACCCGUUACCGCUCCUCGGCCAGGCUUCUUCCGCCGUGUCUUUGGAUCCUCAAAAAAUCCUGCGGUCAGUGCGGAUGCUCACUCCCACACCCCAAAUACCCUGACGAAACAACAACAACAUGGCCGAUCGACCCCGGUUCAGGACGAGACACCCUAUCCCACGACUCCCCCGGGUAAAACGCAGAAAGCCGUCAGGCGGACAUCCACAGAUAUUUCUGCGAAUAAGGAAAAUCAACCCGUGGUCACCAAAAAGUCAUCUGCAUUUUUCCGUCGACGCAAAAAGUCCAUUUCCAGCAGUAUUCCCCCACCUCUUCCAUUGACUCUGAGCUCUGAAUUGAAAUCGGAAGCUGAACCGGUGGGUGGAACAAGCCCCGUCAGUAGCCUCAGAGCCUUCAUGGACCCGUAUCUCGCUGGAAACCCUGUGCCUUCUGUCGGCCAUGUUCGAACCUCCUCUAUGCAAGGAUUUUAUACUCCAACUCUUUCUCCUCCUGCGUUCGGUCUGCCGAAAGAGCCUGGAAGCCGAUCCAAAGCUGCAGGCCACAAUCGAAACGACUCUCAUGGGAGCAGUAGGACUUUGAGAUCCCACACCAAACCAGUAUCAACACUUCGCAUCCCUCAUCAGGACUCGUUCCUGGCGGACAGCAGCAGUACGGAAGAGGUGGCGAAGCGAUCUCCGCUUGACGGUGGCCAUCAUUCGGAUAACGAACGACCUGAGUUGCGAAUGCGUCAUAGUGUAAAUGACUUGAAGCUGGAGGCUGCAACAUCAUCCGGUACAUUACCAAGUCCAUCAGCUGAUCCCAGAACUGCCACCACCCGGCAAGGAUCUUGGAAAUCAGAGAAGAUAUCGCCAUCUUCAUCCACGGCUGCAAAUCAGCUCUCUAGCGCCACGAGGUUGGAGCAGGGCAAUAAAUCCACCAUCCCCAACAAGCAGACCAAGACUCUCGAAGCUGCACCCAACGGAUCCAAGAGUUCGCCCUAUGCUUCCGCAUCUGAUGUCAGUGAGUACCGGUCGGCCCCGAGUACUCCUCUCGUCAUCGAGGGAUCCGAAAAUGAGAAGACCGGAGCGUUAUCAUUCCAUGCUCUUCGACCUAGUCACUCUCAGACACGUCCCCGAGAUGGGGACCAACGCAAAGCACAACAAAUCUUUGACAACACAGAUGACGAGGUUGAUUCUUCAAACGUGGGAGCUUGGCUGGGAGAAGCAGGUGUCGAACGAGAACGUGUGAGGAAAGCGUACAUGGAGCUCUUCGAUUGGUCAGAUCAGAACAUCCUCGAUUCUCUCAGAGGUCUUUGCGAUCGACUUGCCCUAAGAGGCGAAACUCAGCAAAUGGACCGAAUCAUGGAUGCCUUUGCACAGCGGUGGUGCGAAUGCAACCCGUCACACCCUUUCAAAUCAAGCGAUGUGGUCCAUACCAUUUGUUAUUCCAUUUUGCUCCUGAAUACAGAUCUCCACCUGGCCGACAUUGGACAGAAAAUGACCAAGAGCCAAUUCGUGCGAAAUACGCUCCCUACCAUCAGACGUGUGGCCCAGGGAACGGCGGCCGACAAGACUCUCCGGGGUCCUCCCACCAGUUUUCGUACCAACACAUUGUCGGCAGAUGAUCUCAGUAGCGUUUCUAAAGGGUCGAAAAGAUCGGUCGACAAGUCCGGCCAUGACGAUCAGCCAAAUUCCGAGUCGAACAACUAUAACGGCGAAUCAAUGGCCGACACGGGACUAGGGAAAGGCUGGGAAUCACACAUUGAAUCUGUCCUCAGAGCAUUUUACGCUUCAAUUUCCCAAGAACCGCUGCCUUUGUUUGGAGCUCAAAUGGAUACCAACUUCCAAUCCAGCCAGUCGGGCAAUUUCUUAUCCAUUGGAUCCAACAUGUUACGUCGGACUCCCAGCGUGCUCAGCAAAGCACAUUCCGAUACCAAUCGUGGUCGAUUCGCCGGUGAGAGCAAAUCUCUCGGGGCUCGAUUCAUGACGAAGGCGAGAUCUCGACCUCGUCUUCCCUCGGCACCGGGGUUUGGUUCUAGUAGGACCAGCAUUGAUGAGCAGUCAUCGACCUGGAGUCCGUCAAUGUCCAGCACGUGGAGCAAAGCAUCGCUCGGGAAGACACCGACAUCCAUGUCGGUCGACUCAUUCAAUACCGAGGCGACUCACGCCGACUACCAAUCCUCUAUUGGUUUCGCCAAUGCUCUGAGCCAAGCUAUCAUUCGUGAUGACCAACUGGAUCUGCCAAUUGAAGAUGGUCUCAAGGCGGGCGCACUUUUAGAGGACGAAUCCCUCGAGCUCUGUGGUGCACCUUGGGCAAAGGAGGGCAAUGUGAAACACAAAUGUCACCUUGAAGGUGUGGACAAGAGAUCCAAAGAUAGGAAUUGGAAUGACUGUUUCGCGGUGAUUGAAAAGGGAUGGAUGAGACUGUUCUCCUUCUCCAUGACGGCGAAGUCUCUCCGAAACAAAGCUCGAACUCCCAAAGCGGGAGCGGUGGUUGGAGGGGGCAACUGGCAAGAAAAUGCGGAAGAGGUAUGGAAGUUCAUGCUUCGACACACCAUUGCAAGCUCACUUCCUCCUCCUGGAUAUUCCAAAGCACGGCCAUAUGUCUGGGCUCUGAGCCUGCCGACAGGUGCUGUACACCUUUUCUCGGUCGGCACUCCUGAUAUUGUCAAGGAGUUCGUCUCCACGGCAAACUUCUGGAGCGCCAGGCUAUCAAAGGAACCCAUGAUGGGCGGUAUCAGCAACAUGGAAUACGGCUGGAGCGAUGCGGUCGUCAACCGAGCAUUGAUCGCAUCAGAAUCCCAGCCCGGACUGAAUGCCUCGAUCAGUCCACGUCCCAGUACGCAGAUGUCCAUGCGGAGCUCGAUGGACCACGUUGGCGGGGUUCGAGUGAAACUGCCUGGUGACAGGAUACACAUUGCCGAUUGGACACCGCCUCAACAAUCGAUGUUUGCAUCUCAGUUGAUGGAGGUCGACCAGCUCAAGGCAUUGCAAACAUAUGUGAGCAAUGUGGAAGAGGAGUUGCAAAAGCACAAUGAACUUCGAGGAUUAAUGCUGCUAGCCUUUUCCACCAAACAUCCCAAUUCGACCAAAGCCAUGAACAAUUGGGAGAAGAAGAGCAGUUACCUUCUCAGGGAAAUUGUGAAAUUCCGGACUUACAUCGACACUCUGCAGAAUGCCCAGACGACCAAGGAACGAAUCUACCGGAUGAGAAAGGAGGAAGACGAUGCAAAACGGGCUAAAAUCGACUCCAGGAUGUUGAAUCCUCCCAGUGGGAUGACGUAA